Molecule: messenger RNA, 942 nt
Organism: Ceutorhynchus assimilis (cabbage seed weevil)
Lineage: Eukaryota; Metazoa; Arthropoda; Insecta; Coleoptera; Curculionidae
Source: the annotation of a GenBank genome assembly
AUGGUAAUUAUGACAUCGGAAGAGUGCCAUUAUUCUACCUUUAAAUUCGCCGCCUUUCUGGGAUUUGGCGAGGAAAAUGUUUAUUCGUUAAAGACCAACGAAGUAGGCCAAAUCAAUCCUGAACAACUCGAACAAAGCAUUCUUGAUGUUUUGAAAGAAGGAUCAAUUCCCUUAAUGGUUGUAGCUACUUUAGGUACAACAGUACGAGGUGCUUUUGAUCCAGUACAUGAAAUAUCAAUAAUUUGUAAAAAACACAAGGUAUGGUUACACGUAGAUGCCGCCUGGGGUGGAGGUCUUUUAUUUUCCCAAAAGCACAGAUCGAAACUAAACGGCAUUGAAGCCGCCAACUCCAUAGUCAUUAACCCGCAUAAGUUAUUAGCGGUGCCUCAGCAAUGUUCCAUGCUUCUAGUUACCGAUCCAGAUCUUUUGCACCGUUGCCAUUCCAGAGGGGCCGAGUACCUGUUCCAGAAGGACAAAUACUACGACUCGAGCUACGAUGUGGGCGACCGGUAUUUGCAGUGCGGCAGGAAAUGCGACGUGUUCAAGUUUUGGCUCAUGUGGAAAGCGAAGGGCUCUUCUGGAUUCGCCAACCACAUCGACACCCUCAUGGACACGGCCGAAUACUUUGAAAAACAAAUAAUUUCCAGGCCGGAAUUUAUGCUUGUCUCGACCCGACAAUAUGUUAACGUGUGUUUCUGGUUUUUACCCAGAUAUUUACGAGGAAAAUCAAACAUUUCUGACUAUCAUAGCCAACUGCAAAAGGUGGCGCCUCAAAUUAAAGCCGUUAUGGUAAAGCACGGAGCAGUUAUGCUCAACUAUCAACCAUUGAAGACGCUGCCGAAUUUUUUCAGAUUUGUGUCUCAGAAUUCGGCUCUUACACGACAGGAUGUGGAUUUUAUAUUGGAUCAUAUUGCCGAAAUUGGAGAUUCCCUAUUCAGAUAA